AUGGCAGGAGUGCCUCCAAUUGAUAUUGCAGAGGAGAUUCGUUCGUUACAGCUCGAUUCAGCAGCGUCAGAGAUAAAUGGGGUGACUAAUCCAGAAGAUGAAAAGCCAGAAGAAAUUGAGGAGGUGGAUAAAAUGGAGGAAGGUUGGUGGUAUAGUGAAAUUCGUGCUUGGAACUUUGUUAUGGUCAUUUUUAUUUUUGCUAAGCGUGUUGUUUUGCUUUGGGUGUUUUCAGAUUCAAACAAUAAAGUCACGGUGAGCUCUCAGCAAGUGCAGGCUGACUUGUCCAAAGUGAAAGAUAAGGAAGCAGCAUUGGUUGAGACGGAAGAAGACAAUAAGAAGCGGCAUUUAAAUGUUGUUUUUAUCGGCCAUGUUGAUGCUGGUAAGUCCACCACUGGAGGCCAGAUACUCUUUCUUAGUGGCCAGGUGGAUGAUCGCACAAUCCAAAAAUAUGAGAAAGAAGCUAAGGACAAAAGUAGAGAAAGUUGGUAUAUGGCUUAUAUUAUGGACACUAACGAGGAGGAGAGGGUUAAGGGCAAAACAGUUGAAGUUGGAAGAGCGCACUUUGAAACAGAGACAACAAGAUUUACAAUUUUAGAUGCACCGUGUGCUCUGCACCAUGAACACCUGAUUAGACUGAUUGAGUGGGGAGAUGAGAAAAAGCCUUCAGCAACUUGUCUACCAUUCUGUUAUGUUGCAUUUAUAGGGUGUGAAACUAAUGUAUCCCCUAUGUUGUUGCGAGACUUUUUGGUCAUAGUUACUAGAGCAGAUGACCAAGUUGGUAGAUACUGUGAUCAUCCUUCACUACUUAAGGAACUUGCUAAAAGAGAUGCAGAUGAUGACAGAUACUCCUCUAUGCAUGUUGUGAUUCUUGCCAACGUGCCAUACGGUCACAAGAGUUAUGUUCCAAAUAUGAUUAGUGGAGCAUCUCAGGCUGAUAUUGGCGUGCUAGUUAUUUCUGCUCGGAAAGGAGAAUUUGAAACUGGUUAUGAGAGAGGUGGGCAGACCCGUGAGCAUGUUCAACUUGCAAAGACCUUGGGUGUGUCUAAGCUGGUUGUUGUUGUGAAUAAAAUGGAUGAUCCAACAGUGAAUUGGUCAAAAGAAAGGUAUGAUGAGAUCGAAUCAAAGAUGAUACCAUUUCUCAAGUCUUCUGGCUACAAUGUGAAGAAAGAUGUCCUAUUCCUACCAAUAUCUGGUCUGGUUGGCACCAACAUGAAAACAAGACUGGACAAGGCUAUAUGUUCAUGGUGGAGUGGCCCAUGCCUUUUUGAAGCCCUUGAUGCUAUUGAAGUUCCUCCACGAGAUCCUAAAGGUCCUUUUAGGAUGCCUAUUAUUGACAAAUUUAAGGACAUGGGAACAGUUGUUAUGGGCAAAGUAGAGUCUGGUAGUGUGACUGAGGGUGAUUCCUUGUUGGUUAUGCCAAACAAGACUCAGGUGAAAGUUCUUGCUGUAUAUUGCGAUGAAAACAAGGUAAGAGGUGCAGGACCAGGAGAAAAUGUACGGGUUAGAUUAUCUGGAAUUGAUGAUGAGGAUAUAUUGUCGGGUUUUGUGCUUUCAAGUAUUGCGAGACCAAUCCCUGCAGUUACAGAGUUUGAUGCUCAGUUACAAAUCCUUGAGUUACUGGAUAAUGCAAUUUUUACAGCUGGCUACAAGGCUGUUUUACACAUACAUUCUGUUGUCGAGGAGUGUGAAAUUGUUCAGCUGCUUCAGCAAAUUGAUCCAAAGACAAGGAAACCUAUGAAAAAGAAAGUACUCUUUGUGAAGAAUGGUGCCAUUGUUGUCUGCCGCAUUCAGGUAACCAACUCGAUAUGUGUUGAGAAGUUCUCAGAUUUCCCGCAACUUGGCAGGUUUACUCUUCGUACUGAGGGAAAAACAGUUGCGGCAAUGUUUACUUUGGCAGCACACCCACAUGUGUUGAUUCAUAUAUUUGAGGUUGGGUUAUGGGCACUGGUGCUUGUGUUCUUCAACACCUUUUUACAGAGCAUUGAUGCUUUAGAUGCAUGCAUAGAAUAUACCCGAUAUACUAAUCGCAUGGUCAUUGAUCGAUUUGUCGGUUAA
Messenger RNA from Dovyalis caffra, 2055 nucleotides. The record is from the annotation of a GenBank genome assembly. Lineage: Eukaryota; Viridiplantae; Streptophyta; Magnoliopsida; Malpighiales; Salicaceae.